AUGGAAAUAGAAGAGAACGGUAAGCUCCCCUUCUUGGACGUUCUUGUCACAAAGAAGGCGGACAACACAUUGGGCCUCCAGCGGAACGGAUACAAUAAGGAAGAGGUGAACAGGACAAUCAACAAACAAAGGAGUGAGAUAAAAAGAACAGACACACAAGAAUCACAGGAAGAGAAAAAAUGGCUCUCGUUCCUCCCAUACGUAAAAGGAACAACAGAUCGAAUCGGUAAGAUCUUGAACAAACACAACAUCAGGACUAUCUUCAAGCCUCCAAGGAAGAUCGAACAAAUAUUAAGAAAUCCCAAGAAUCAGAGAUCUCCACUUAGUUCGGCAGGAGUGUACAAAAUACCCUGUUCAUGCGGGAAGGUGUAUAUUGGCGAAACCGGAAGAAGAACGGUCAACACACGAAUGAAGGAGCAUGAACGGGACGUCAGGCUGAAACACGUCACACAAUCAGCCCUGGCAAAACACAACUUGGAGACAGGACACCAAAUACUAUUCGACAAAACGACAACCUUAGCCACGACAACAUCGUAUUUCCCGAGGAAACAUAGAGAGGUCCUGGAAAUACAGAAACAUCUAGACAACUUAAACAGAGACUCAGGUUAUACUGGUGCCAUUACAUGCAGCGCGGAAACGCGGAAACGCGGAAACGCGGAAGAGAUAGUAACUAGCCUUUAUUAG
Mycetomoellerius zeteki is the source of this 684-nucleotide messenger RNA. RefSeq lists its product as uncharacterized. The transcript is spliced from 3 exons. The coding region runs from base 1 to 684 and encodes 227 amino acids. The record is from RefSeq and is a predicted model, not a curated record. NCBI's taxonomy places the organism in Eukaryota, Metazoa, Arthropoda, Insecta, Hymenoptera, Formicidae.